UAUAAUAGAUUUGGAUGAAGACAUAGAAGGCGUGGCUAGUAAGUUUUUGGAUGAAAAACUUUGGACGAUUACACAGGACAUUGAUGAGCCCUCCUCUGGAAUACUGUGGCCAGUUCUGGUCACACAGUUACAGGAAGAAAUUAAGAAGAGAUUUCGCAGACAGCUUCUAAGUGUGGAAGAGAUUCCUGAUAGAGCAAUCAUGAUAGUAAGACGCAAAAUUAUCCCUAUCGCCGUGGCCUUGAGCAUCUGUUCAACAUUGAUUUUAUAUUCUAUGACUCCUAAUUUUACACGGAAAACUUAUUAUCCCAGAAACCACUGGUCACCAGUAUCUAACGAAACUGCAAACAGAAAACUUCGCCCUGAUGUUGGUAUAAUUGAGAAUGACAGCAGUAAUGUGUCUGCAGUAACAGAGAUUACUAUUAGAGCAACCAUGGAAGAAAGCAGCAAAAUUAUCAUCAUUGUCGUGGUCUCAAACGCUUGUUCAAUAUUGAUUUCAAGUGCUGUGACAUUUCUUUUGACACGGAGGUGGUAUCGCAGAAAUCGUCAGUCACAGCAAUCAUCUCAGGAAAGUGAAAACAGAAAUCUCCUUUCUGAUAUUGAUAUCGCUGAGAAUGGCAACAGCAAAGUGUCUAUAGUAACAGAAAGAGAACCACAGCCCAGAGAUCACCUGUAUAAAAGUAACAAGAAUGUUAAAAUCAUUGGAGAGUACGGAAGAACUUGCACAUUUUCUCAGAGUGAAAAAUACACCAAAGUAACAAUUCAUUCAUUGAGUGGGCAGGAAGAAGUAGGCCAUGCACGGACGAUCAGGCAAAUGGAAGGUGAAGUAUUCUGGAGCAAACCUGAUAAAAUUCAUUCAGAAAUGCCGUUAGAUCGUUUAGCAGUCUCAGGGACAACCCUCAUCAUUGGACCCUGUGGUUCUGGAAAAAGUACCACAAUACGGAAAAUAAUGCAUGACUGGGCAGCAGGCAAAAUCUACCAACGGAUUAGUGCUGUCUUUCCUUUUGGAGUUCAACAAUUAAAUUUCAUCAAAAAGAAAAUGAGUUUAAACGAUCUGCUACUAGAGUUCUUCCCUGAGUAUGAAAGCUCAUUACAGCAUCUGUGGGAAAACCCAGAGAAAAUAUUGUUCCUAUUUGAUGACUUGAACUUUCUCCACAAAAACUUCGAUAUCACCCAAACGCUAAGCAGAAAUGAUUCCGAUUCUCAGAGUUUAGACCCUGAACAGUGCUGUGAAAUAUCACAUAUUGUGCAUGGCCUUGUACAAGGGCAAUUGCUGAAAGGCUGCUCCGUGCUGGUAACAAGUUCCCCAUGGAAACUGCAGACACUUGGAAAUGCCGGAUCAAAUCGAGCUGUCCUUAUCAAGGGCUUUGAUGAAGAUGCUCUGAAGGAAUACUUCCAAAGUUGCUUCGCAGAUGGGAAGCUUGCACCAGAUGUACUGCAUUAUGUUGGGCAGGAUAAGAAGUUAUACGCCAUGUGCCGUAAUCCUCAAUUCUGCACAGUUCUGUGUUCAGUAGUGGAAUCACUGCAGGAAGAAGGAGCCCAGAUGCCAGCAGUCAUAACCAGUACACGGGUGUUACUCAUUUACAUCAUGCAACUUUUGAAUAAAUAUUGUUAUGAUUCUGACGUUAUUCAAAACAUGCUUCUGACAUUGGGUAGUUUGGCCUACACGGGAAUUUGUAACAACACCAUUGUGUUUAAAAAAGGCCAAUUAAUCAAGGACAAGCUCCCCACUUACAACUGGAUCUCUGCAUUUAUGAUGGAAAUUCAAGGCAACGAUGGUGUUGACUACGAGUUCACUUACUCCAUUUUGAGAGAUUUUGUCGCUGCGCUUUUUAAAUAUUCAAAUACACCAGUAAACCAAGUGACAAAACUACUGACUGAAUGGUACAGCUGCACUGAUGACAGAUUUAAGUUUGUUUUGCGUUUUUUCAUCGGACUUUCGUCGCCAAAUGCAAUGAAAGAGAUUCAGUUUAAUCAGGGGGAUCUACAUUCUGAAAUAGCCUCGAAUGUAGCAGAAUGGCUGAAAGAAAAAAUCAACAGUUCUGUACAGAGCUUGAAAAGUGAGAGAAACCAACAUAAGUUCCUAGAAGUAUUGCAUUGUCUUCUUGAGUUUGGAAAUGCAACGCUGAUGGAAGGUACCUUAACUCCAUUGAAGAGGAUACGCUUCACAAAGUGUCCUCUUGAAACAUUUGACUGUACGGUUCUCUCAAGGACAUUAAUGAUGGUUCAGGAGGUCGAGGAGCUGAAUCUGGACAGUUGUGGUAUAAAGAAUGAGGGAAUCUGUCAGCUGGCGCAAGUGCUACGUAAAUGCAAAGUACUCAGUUUAAAAUCCAACAAUCUCACAGAUGCCUGUGUGGAAAUCCUAACCUCUGCUCUCUGCGAAAAUACUGUCCUGUUAAAACUGGACAUCAGCAAUGAUGACGCGGAUGGUGACCAAGCCAACAGAUUGACAGAUAUAUCUAUUCCUGCACUGUCCCAGUUCAUUCAGAGCAACACACACAUGAAAGAAAUCAAAUGCUCAGUAGCAGCGGCGUGUACUAUCUACGAGAUGCACUGCGAAAUUCACCAAAGAAAUUCAAAUAGAACCUUACAAACCCAUGACCACUUCUUUCUGAAAAGACAAGAGCAGCAGACUUAUGGGAACACGACAACCUCCAAGUUCCCCUCCAAACCACUCUACAUUGUGAUAUGUAAAUAUAUAGUCAAGAAAACACAACAACACAUGUUCUUCCUCAGAAAACUAUGGAAAUUCAAUAUAUCCAGAACGACUGUCAACAACCUUUACAGAUGCAGCAUGGAAACCAUUUUAUCCAGAUGCAUCGCCUUGGUACAGCAACUACUCUGCCCCGUGCCGUGAGUUGGGAACAUGACCCAGAUAAUCACAUCAGCCAAUGUUUCACACAUUGACUCCGUCUAAAAUCUCGUUGCCUGGGAAAGGCAACCAACAUCAUCAAAAAUCCCUUGCAACCCAGAUAUAACCUGUUCCAACCUCUUCCAUCGAGCAGAAGGCACAAAAGCUUAAACAGGGGUACCAACAGUUUCAGGAACAGUUUCUUCACAUCUGUUAUUAAGCUGCUGGAUGGUCAUCUCACGUUUCAGACAUAAUGUUAAUUUCGUUCGCUGUCUACGUUAUUUUAUAUGCAAGACGUAACUUGCAUUCCUUGUUCUGUUCAAUCGUUCUUUGAUCUUUGUAUAUUAUAAUCUGCAUGCACUGCACGUACAACCAGU
Molecule: messenger RNA, 3225 nt
Organism: Stegostoma tigrinum
Lineage: Eukaryota; Metazoa; Chordata; Chondrichthyes; Orectolobiformes; Stegostomatidae
Product: NACHT, LRR and PYD domains-containing protein 6-like
Exons: 6
Coding region: 200-2854 (884 amino acids)
Cellular component (GO): cytoplasm
Molecular function (GO): methyltransferase activity; 2-oxoglutarate-dependent dioxygenase activity
Source: RefSeq, a predicted model, not a curated record